Molecule: messenger RNA, 924 nt
Organism: Trichechus manatus latirostris (Florida manatee)
Lineage: Eukaryota; Metazoa; Chordata; Mammalia; Sirenia; Trichechidae
Gene: TRIM40
Product: tripartite motif containing 40
Exons: 5
Biological process (GO): protein ubiquitination
Cellular component (GO): nuclear body
Molecular function (GO): ubiquitin protein ligase activity; zinc ion binding
Source: RefSeq, a predicted model, not a curated record
AUGGUUCCUCUGCAGGAGGACAGCCAAGAGGAGGGCCUCUGCUCCAUCUGCCAGGGGCACCUGAAGGAGGCUGUGAACACUGACUGUGGACACCUCUUCUGUCGAGAGUGCUUGGCCCAUUACCUGAAGGACUGUCCCCCGGAAGCCGUCUGCCCCGUCUGCCGGGCUCCCUGUUCCGAGAAGGUGCUGGGGGAAGGCUACAUCUGCCAGACCCACCAGGAGAGGGUGAGCUUGUUCUGUGAAGAGAGCUGCCUUCUUCUGUGCUUGAAGUGCCAGGAGUGCCUUGAGCACCAGUCUCAUCGGGAGCUGACCAUUGAAAAGGCCAUCAGUCACUACAAGGAACGACUCAGCCGCCGGAGCAGGAAGCUUAGAAAGGACCUUGGGGAACUUCAGCGGCUCGAAGCUCAAGAGAAGGAGAAACUGCAAACCCUGCAGGGUCUGUAAUUUUGGGUAGGCUGUGGGAAUCACAGGCUGGAGGCUGAGCUGGAAAGCCAGCACCAAGCCCGGGGACAGCUGAAUGCCCUCCCUCAGCAGCAGCUGGACCAGCUGGAGGACAUGCCAGCAGAGAAGGCCAGAAUCUUGGCAAUAACACAGUUCGGAAGCCUGAUCGAUGAUCUGGAGAGGGCAGCCAAGCAACUGGAUGCCAACAUGCUGAAGAACAUCAGAGACUUAUUGAACAGGAGUGCUCCACAGAAAUUAGAGGCUAUUUAUCCUGAGUUGGAGAAAAGAGCCAAUGGAUCACCUCCUCCACCAUCCUCAGCAGCUCUAACCUGCUCAUCCCUGGGCCACCUCGUCUCAGACUCACCUCCGCCUCCUCUCUCUCCUUCCCCCACCCUGCCUAGCUCCCCAUUAGGUCUACUUGGUGCUUCUUCAGGUGGGUCAUCUCCUGAACAUGUCCCCCUUUCCUCAUCCCCACAGCCGUGA